CCGGGCCAUUCUAGUUCAGCAGCAGCAGAGCGGCGGCCCUGCCCCUGGGAAGGAGAGCAGCAUUGUCCCACACACACCUGGCUGAUGUCAGCGCUGGGAUGGGGCAGAGCCGGGGAGGGAGAACACUCCGGGAGACAGGAAGUGGGGAGGGAAGAGACAAGAGAAAGGGAGCUGAGUGGCGAGAAGUAAGUCGCUGGGACAGCGCCGCAAUGCUACUGCCUGAGAAGCAGCGAAGCAUGUACUGAUCGCUUCCCACUGGGGAUCCUGCCACCUACUACCCGCCAGGGGUGUAACCAAUCGACACCAUGUCUCAAAGAAAUUCCGAUUCGUCACUUGGAGAAAAAUCCUCGCUUUUGUUUGACAGAAAGAAAUAUGCCUCUGAAUUUAAGAAGAGCGCAACCUUGGGCCCUGCAGUAACAAGAAGGACUGAUGUAUCAAGAAGGACUUUAGAACCUGUGGAUAAUGCCUCCUACAUUCCAGAACAAAUCCCUUCUCCUGUGGAAGCCUCCAGGGUUAUACUAAGCACACAAAGCCCAGCGGCACAUAAACUUGGGACUCAGCAAAUGAUUCCAAAAGGUUUAGCUGUGGCCACCAAGACCAAAGUCCCACGUCAUCAUAGCUUUGCCGCCACAACUUUCACCAAAGAAUUAGCCCGCAAUGAUCCAAAAAGAAUAUCUGCUCCUGAUAUUUGUCUGGAUCUUUCAGAAGAUGAUCUAGACACAGGGGGGACAUUAAAAAGAAAUUUAAGAAACCAGUCUUACAGGGCAGCUAUGAAAGGGUUCCAAAACUUUGAAGACAGUGAACCCCAAAAGCCUGUGUCAACCUUAAUGCCUGUAUCAGAAGAUGCAUCUGUGCCUCCUCCACGCAGUCCUGGGAGAUCUAAGAAAACCUUUGGAAGAAAGAGAAUGCAGAGACACGCAGGUUCCUUCAAAGAUGACCCACGGCUGUACCAAGAGUUCCGGGAGCGAGGACUCAACUCCAACAAUCAGGAAUCCGAUGAUGACCUGCUGGAUGAAAAGGGGGAGGCAGAGCAGCCGGUGCCAGAUGAUGGCAUAGUGGUUAAGAACUAUCGGCCUGCCCAGCUAAUCUGGAGCCAGCUUCCUGAGGUACAAGAGUCUGGAAUUUUGAACAAGAUUUCCCCUGAAGAGCGGAAGCGCCAAGAGGCAAUAUUUGAGAUCAUUACAUCUGAAUACUCCUACCAGCACAGCUUGGGCAUCCUCGUCCGUCUCUUCAAAAAAUCUGAAGAACUAAAACAAACCAUUACCAACACUGAACACCACCAUCUCUUCUCCAACAUUGCAGAGAUACAGGAAGUCAGCAAACGAUUUUUUGAAGACCUGGAGAAAAGGCACAAAGAAAACCCAUUCAUUGACAACAUAAGUGAUAUUGUAGAACAUCAUGCUCAGAAUAAAUUCCAGCCCUACGUGAGUUACUGCUCCAAUGAAAUGUACCAGCAACGGACUCUCCAAAGGCUCAUGUCCACCAAUGGGACAUUUAAAGACACCUUAAAGCAAAUCGAAAUGAAGGCGGAAUGCGGUGGCCUGCCCAUGUUUUCAUUCCUAAUUUUGCCAAUGCAGAGAGUUACACGUCUUCCUCUACUGAUGGAUACUAUUUGCCAAAAAAUGGACAUGCGCACUAAAGAAUAUGGAGAGACAACUCAUGCCCUGAAAGCCUUAAGCAAGUUGGUUAAGCAGUGCAAUGAAGGGGCACGGAAGAUGGAAAGGACAGAACAGAUGUACACCCUGCAAACGCAGCUUGAGUUCGGAAAGAUCAAGCCUUUUCCACUCAUUUCUGCCUCGCGCUGGUUGCUGAAGAGAGGUGAACUUAACCUUGUAGAGGAAUCUGGAGUUUUCUGGAAAGGCUUUGGAAAGACUUCUUGCUAUCUCUUCUUAUUCAAUGACAUCCUUAUAAUAACAAAGAAAAAAAGUGAGGAAAACUACAUUGUAACAGAUUAUGUCAUGAUGGAUCAGUUUGCUGUGGCUAAAAUAGAAAAUGGUGACCCACAGCUAUCGCCUCCUGCAAAGACUGGGACAAGUGGCCCCCGUAGUCCAAAUGGGCCCUUCUUGUUCCAGAUUCAUAUCAGUAAGAACAGUGAAGGGAAACAGGAUGAAAUUGUGUUGGCGGCUGACAGUCUGAGUGAUAGAGCACGGUGGGUUGCUGCACUUGAGCGGAAGGAAGACAACAAAGAGAACAGCAGAUCUAGGAGAGGAGGACUGCGCCAGGUGGAAAUAAUAAAGGCUUACUUGGCCAAACAAGCCGAUGAAAUUUCACUCCAACAAGCUGAUGUGAUGCUGGUGUUGCAGGAAGAAGAUGGUUGGUAUCAGGGAGAAAGACUACGAGACGGAGAAAGAGGUUGGUUUCCUGAGUCAUGUGCUAAGGAAAUUACCAACCAAACAGCCGUAGAAAGGAAUGUUCAGCGAAUGGAGAGACUGAGGAUUGAGACGGAUGUGUAAUGGAAGAGAUGGACUUUCCAAGCCAAGGCUGCACUCUGAGACAGACUUGUGAAUCCAUGCAAUGCACAGCUCUUGGACCGGUGGUUGGUCAACUUCGUUUGGAUCAUAAAAUACAUUUCAAGGGAUCUUCUACACCUUUUCCAAAAGGGAAGUUUGUUCUACUGCAUUGAGGCCAAUCGCAGCGGAUGUUACUAGGUUGCCAGAAGACCCAUGGGAACAUGACAUUUAAAUUUGGGCGAUCUUGGUCACCCUGCCCUGGCUUAUAUUACCCAGGGAGCAACACUGCAUGCUCCAAACUGGCAGGACAUUUUCAGUAUGAUUCAAACAGCUGUGACAUAUUUAAUGAAGCAGUGUGUUGUUGGGGUAACUCAAUGCCAAGUUGGGGAAGAGCAGAAUAGUGAGGAAUGAAAGCCUCCCCAAAUAUUUUCUUAUUGCCUUCCCCUCGUAUAAAUCCAGUGUAAAAAUGAAGAGAAACAAGCUGCAGGCUUUAGUUUUGCUUGUAUAGAGGUGUAACACUGUGCAGGCAUGGAAUCUGGAACCCUGUUGCUACAAAAUUUACCACUUCCAUUUUCUGUUGUCUCCUAUUUGAACCAAAAGUUCCUCACCUUCAGUUGAUUUGAUUUUUCUCUAAGCUGGCAUAAAUCCAUGUUAGUAAUAAAAAAAAUGCUAUUGGUUUCUUCUUUUAUUGUUUAGGCAUAGCGCCCCAUGUUACUGACCCAUUAUCCAGGAAUGUUCAGAUCCCAUGCAUUCCAGAUAAUAGAUCCCAUAACUGUAUCCACUCUCGGAAACACAUGCAAACCAAUAACAGGCAUUGAGUUGCCAAACACCACAUGUUCUUUGUCCUAAAUAUAAUCAAAAAUGGUGUCUUGCCAAUAGGAAUUGAUGUUGCAAAUCCUCACUGUUCUUUCCCAAAAUAAUCUAUGGGGCUCUUACUCUGAUUUUCCUUUCUGGGGCAAAAUGUUGAUAGGAAUUCUGCAUUUUCAUGGACAGUUAUAGCUUUGUUAUUGCAGGAAUUCUGGCAGAUCUACAUAGGGCUUUAUUAACAUUGGAGACAAACAUUACAUUAUUGCCCAUAGCAAUCAGAUGUUUGAUUUUGUUUCUAGCUUGUAGACUAGCAUUCAAAUCUAAUUGCUGAUUGGCUGCUAUGGGCAACAUCACCAGUGAUGUUUGUCUCCAUUGUUAAUAAAUACACCCCUAAAAAUCUGCAUUUUGGUGCUUUACUGUAUCUGCUGCAAUCUUUUUCUAGGAAAUUAUAUACGUGAGCCUUUGUUAUGGGUAUUUUGUACAUAUUCUACACCAUAACCAUUUUUUAGUAAAUAAUUGAAAUGAAUGUAUUUGGGGGAAAUGCUGUAUAUAGCUACAGUGAUGCCAAAAUGAUUUGGUCUCUUUUAGAAUAAAGAGAGAAAAAAAAGUCCAGAGAUCAUUUUACAUGUAUGUUAACUGAAAUAUUAUAGCAAUAUUAAAGUGGCAGUUUACCUUAAAUUAACGUUAAAUGUGAUGUAGACAUUGAUAUUCUUGGGCAAUAAAUUUCUUUAUUUUUGAUGGUU
Xenopus tropicalis (tropical clawed frog) is the source of this 4000-nucleotide messenger RNA. NCBI's taxonomy places the organism in Eukaryota, Metazoa, Chordata, Amphibia, Anura, Pipidae. The record is from RefSeq and is a predicted model, not a curated record.